GUUUCGUACCUGUUUGUAUUUUUAUACAGUGAAUUUUAAUGAAUUUUUUUUGUAAAAUGGAGUCGACAUUUGUAGUUGUUAUCCUUUUCUCCCUCAACCUUUUCCCAAGUACAUUGUGCCAAUUUGCCCCCACAAAUUUUCAAAGACAGAAGUUGAAUAAUUAUGAUACUAGAUUUGUGGCAGCUAGUAGAGGUGACCCACCACCAUGCGACGUCAAACCUGGAGAGACCUAUUGUGAGACUUUAAAACAUUACCCAUAUGACAUGAUAAUAGACGCAAUAAGAAAUUCGAAAAUUGAUGUUAGUAGACUACUGGUAGAUGAAUCCUAUGACAAUGCGCCAAAUUUUGGAUUUGUGAAAACUGGCUCUAAGGUGGUGACUGAAAAAAUUCUGCCUGACGCUAACUUUUUUGAAAGUUUGAGAAGGAAUCAAAGAAGUAAUUCAGCAAACCAAACUCUUUUAUCACGUGAUACAAGACAGUCCACCAAUGGGAUGAGCAUUCCUACAUGCAAAUACACUACCAGAUAUAUUUACCCACAAGCAGCGAUGUGCGUCAGUACUAGAGAAUGGAUGUACGUUGUCAAUUUGAGAGAAUUCGGUGUAGAUAAAUUUUCUCAGCUGAUUAAAACUGAAGUUUGUGAUGCAGAUGCUGUAGGAAAGCCUUGCAUGGGUGACUAUAUAAGCUCCAAUCUGCCAUUUGCAACGACAUCAGUUUGUGAGCAACAUUAUCUUCAAAAAAGACUUAUAGCAAUAUCAACUAAGGAUACAACUAUCGUUUCUGAGAUGUUCUGGUUGCCAACCUGUUGCAUUUGUAGAACGUUUAGAAUAUUAUUGUAAUGGACUUCACAAAUGACUAAGCUACAAAAUAAAUAAGAGUUGUAAAAUUGUUUCAAUUGUUAAUCUAUUAGUUAAUGUGCAAUGUAGACAUACUUACUAAACAUUUUUGAGUAUUUUUAAAUAAUGUAUUUUUU
Molecule: messenger RNA, 970 nt
Organism: Ceutorhynchus assimilis (cabbage seed weevil)
Lineage: Eukaryota; Metazoa; Arthropoda; Insecta; Coleoptera; Curculionidae
Source: the annotation of a GenBank genome assembly